Molecule: messenger RNA, 636 nt
Organism: Closterium sp. NIES-65
Lineage: Eukaryota; Viridiplantae; Streptophyta; Zygnematophyceae; Desmidiales; Closteriaceae
Source: the annotation of a GenBank genome assembly
AUGUCGUCUUUGACGAGACCAUCCCCUACUACUCUACUCCUCCACCUGACCCUCUCCCUCCCCCUUCCCGGCCCCUCGCCUGGGCCGACACUGUCCUUCCUCCCCUCCUCCCUCCUGCACCACUCCUGCCACCUCUCCCUGCUCCACUCCCUCCUCCCUCAUCUGCUGACAUCUACGAUCCUGCUGCACCUGCCAGCAGCAGCAGCAGCAGCCGCAACCGUAGCAGCAGCAGCAGCAGCAGCAGCAGCAGCAGCAGCACCAGCAGUAGCAGCAGUAGCCGCAGCAGCUGCAGCAGCCGCAGCAGCAGCAGGGGCAGCAGCAGGGGCGGCAACAGGGGCAGCAGCAGCAGCCGCAGCAGCAGCAGCAGGGGUAGCAGCAGGGGCAGCAGCAGGGGCAGCAGCAGGGGCAGCAGCAGGGGCAGCAGCAGGGGCAGCAGCAGCAGGGGCAGCAGCGGGGAGAGCAGCAGGGGCAACAGCAGGGGCAGCUGCAGGGGCAGCAGAAGGGGCAGCAGCAACGGGAGGAGUAGCAACAACAGCAGCAGCAGGCGCUCUAUCAGCACCAGCAUCAACAGCAGCGGAGAGCAACUGCUCGCUCCUCACCUUUCCUCCUCCCCCUCAUGCAUACCUGCUCUCUUGA